CUUCGAAGUCAGAAGAAACCCUGAGUGCCUGCUGUGCGGGUUGGGAAAUUACCUCCACCCUCCUCGACCUUCUAUCAUCGCUGCAUUCGAAUAAGGACCGUUGGGAAUCUGUAUAGAUUCUUUCGUUCUUUCUUUCUUUCUCAAACCAAAUUCCACUUCAAGGAGUCUUAUAACUUACCAGCAACAUUUACUCCUCUAACCCCUCUUUUUGUCCCCCUUUUCUCUCCAUCUUGACUAUAUCCACAAAGUCUGAAAACCAGCUUUUCGCAUUUUACAAUGUCUCGCCAGACUACCCUCCAUCCUCGAAACUACCGACGACCAGGUCAAGAGGAGGAAGAUGCAAUCGUCAUCGAUGAUGAGAAUGAUGAUCUGAUGCAGAUUGAUGCGUCGGAGACGACAACGGCAGCAGGUCGGUUUCAGUAUCAGCAACAGCAAAGACAACAGCAACAGCAGCAGCAGCAGCAAAGGAUGGGAUAUGGUCAUAGACCCCACGACCCCAACUCAGCAACAACAUCCGACCGCGCCCGAGACACAGGUAGAGGAUACCUCACUGCAAGCGCGUACGAGAAAAAAGCCCGUAGUAUCCAUCGUGAGGGGAGACAUUCUGCUCUUUCAGUCUUGUCGGAUCGAGAGUUACUUAUGAUUCAGGCGUUGGCUGCUCAUGAGACAAUCCCCCAAACCCGCCGUCGUUUCCUCGCUCAACUCAUGGCUCCCGACGACCCGCGCGCCGCCACCGCGAUCCGAAUGGACCGCUUCACAGCCGCGGGAACAUCGCAUCUCGUUCCAGGGACGGUUAUUGAUGUCUACGAAGACGACGAUGCGGGCUGGCGCAGGCCUGAUGCAAGUCAUACCCCGUCGAAGAGCAAGGGGAAGACUCCCGAACGGGAUCGGGAGCGAGAGCGGGAUCGCGCGAGGAGGAGUUCGGGGAGACAGCGUCGAGAGCGCGAGCGGGAUAGGAGACGAAGGUGGAGUGGUUCGGAGAGAGAGUUUGAUAGUCAGGCUAUUUGAUGCGUUAUUGGUAUGGGUCUUGUUAUUAUUAUUAUUAUUAUCAAUGGGUUAGGCUUUUAGUAUGGUGAUUAGAAUAUAUUGAAAUAAAUUAUCAUGUCAAGUUUUUGAUGUUUUUUGCUUUUUCUUCCGUCCU
Molecule: messenger RNA, 1141 nt
Organism: Paecilomyces variotii
Lineage: Eukaryota; Fungi; Ascomycota; Eurotiomycetes; Eurotiales; Thermoascaceae
Exons: 3
Coding region: 277-1008 (243 amino acids)
Source: RefSeq, a predicted model, not a curated record